ACGGCAGCGUAGUGUAACUUACUAUUUGUAAUGAUGUUAUGUAACCCAUAUAACAAAGCAUGCAUAUAGGUGGCGUGGCAGUGAUUAGUAGGCUAAUGUUAUUGCACCUGUUACCUCACAGAGAAAAGUUACAUAUACUGCCGUGUGCUCUGUUCUAUUUUUAGUGCCCACUGCAUUAGCGUGAAACACUGGACGCAUCCUUAAACUACGGAAUCGAAGACAUUGACAUUAUUAUCAGUGUUUGCUAGGUUUUAGAUUUGGUCACUUGUUAUUUUUUGUUAUAUUCGUCAACACUACUGGUUGAAUAGAUUCGCUCUAGAAAGGAUUUAGAUUCUAACAGCUAAUUAGCAUGGACAACCCACAGGGCGCCACCAGCAGCAUCUCCGCCACAUCCAGCUCUAGCGUGGCACCCGAAGAAUUUCUCAACAAAGUUCCCAGACUGGCCCAGCUGACAGACAGAUUCGGAAACACUUUUCACUUCGGCAAUGCUGGAGAUUAUUGGCAUCAGGCCUUUGCUAUUGGAGCUGAGACUGAUUAUAAGACACACGUGAAGCAGAUUCGAAACAUGGACAUUCGAGACGACGACAUUCUGAUCUGUUCUUAUCCCAAAUCAGGUCUACACUGGCAUUGUGAGGUGGUCAAAUUGUUAAUGAAGAAAUCAAAGAAUCUGUCCGAUGGAGACAUUACCGGACUCUGUUUUCUAGACGCAAUGCCCAGUGAGUCUUUCAGUAAUUUCAAGUCCCCAAGACUGUUGGUCACUCACGUGCCUUUUAGACACAUUCCGAAACAAGCUUUAGAGAAAAAGAUUAAAAUUCUAGUUUUGGAGAGAAACCCAAAGGAUGUCCUGGUGUCUUACUACAACCACGUUUACAAUCAUCUGCCACCCCUCAACUAUCCAGGGACCUUUGAACAGUUCUUUCAAGUGUAUUUUGAAGUUGGCUAUCUUUACGGAGACGUAUUUGAUUACGUCAUGGAGUGGCAGACCGGAAGAGAAGCUAACCCCAAGUUACAUUUCUUAGUGUCUGUCUUUGAAGACAUGAAAGCGGACACUGUCAGCGGCGUUAAAAGGCUGAACACAUAUCUAGGGAGUGGGUGUAGUGAUGAGCUGUGUGAACAAAUCGCCGCCGCCUGCAGCUUUGAGAAGAUGAAGAAACACAAGGACGAGACCGUAUCUGACCUAAUGAAGGCGCUGUUCAGAAAUAACAAACUGGCCAUUUACAGGAAAGGAGAAGUAGGCGAUUGGAAGAACUGGUUCACUGUGGCUAUGAAUGAACAAUUUGAUAAAGAAUACGAGAAAAGAAUGUCUGACUACAAAUCUGUCUACACAUAUACUCUCUAACACUCUCGUCUGCCACCUGUGUUAUAUUUUAUUCAUAGAACUAGAACUCCUUUUUUUUUCAUAGAAAAGAAAUUAUUGAAAUCAAAAGUGAAUAUGCAAAGUUUUAAAACCUAAUAUUUAACACUCAUUUCAAUGAUGGUUGUAUUUGUAGUAUUUAUAUCAUAUUCUCCAUUCAGUCCAUUGGGUCACGGAAUAAUUAAUAAAAUUGUAACUUAAAAAUGUAAAA
Molecule: messenger RNA, 1565 nt
Organism: Biomphalaria glabrata
Lineage: Eukaryota; Metazoa; Mollusca; Gastropoda; Planorbidae
Product: sulfotransferase 1A1-like
Exons: 7
Coding region: 350-1339 (329 amino acids)
Biological process (GO): sulfation
Cellular component (GO): cytoplasm
Molecular function (GO): sulfotransferase activity
Source: RefSeq, a predicted model, not a curated record